Molecule: messenger RNA, 3656 nt
Organism: Calypte anna (Anna's hummingbird)
Lineage: Eukaryota; Metazoa; Chordata; Aves; Apodiformes; Trochilidae
Gene: SMAD2
Product: SMAD family member 2
Exons: 11
Coding region: 242-1645 (467 amino acids)
Biological process (GO): cell differentiation; transforming growth factor beta receptor signaling pathway; SMAD protein signal transduction
Cellular component (GO): heteromeric SMAD protein complex
Molecular function (GO): I-SMAD binding; RNA polymerase II cis-regulatory region sequence-specific DNA binding; DNA-binding transcription factor activity, RNA polymerase II-specific
Source: RefSeq, a predicted model, not a curated record
CGGGCGGUUCGGCCCGGUUAAAAGAGGGAGGGGGACAACCGCUGACCUGUCCCUGCCCGGCGAGGGGAAGCCCAACAGCUGGGGAAGGGUUGGAGAAGGACGGAACAGGGCCUGGUCCCGGCACGGGAGCCUCCCCACGCCCUCAUCCCCCUUUGUUGUGGUGGGACGCGGCCGGCACUGAGGGCGGGCUCGGAAAGGAACCUAAUUUGUUGCUUGCCGAGUGUUGUGUCUGGUGGAAGUCAUGUCAGCCAUACUGCCAUUCACUCCACCAGUUGUGAAGAGACUCCUGGGGUGGAAAAAAUCUGCUGGUGGCUCUGGAGGGGCUGGUGGUGGUGAGCAGAAUGGGCAGGAGGAAAAGUGGUGUGAGAAAGCAGUGAAAAGCUUGGUCAAGAAGCUAAAGAAAACCGGACAGCUGGAUGAGCUGGAGAAGGCCAUAACCACUCAGAACUGCAAUACAAAAUGUGUGACUAUACCAAGCACUUGCUCUGAAAUUUGGGGACUGAGUACACCAAACACGAUAGAUCAGUGGGAUACCACAGGCCUUUACAGCUUCUCUGAACAAACCAGAUCUCUUGAUGGCCGCCUGCAGGUCUCUCACCGUAAAGGAUUACCCCACGUUAUUUACUGCCGCUUGUGGCGCUGGCCAGACCUUCACAGUCACCAUGAACUUAAAGCCAUUGAAAACUGUGAAUAUGCUUUUAAUCUUAAAAAGGAUGAAGUAUGUGUAAACCCUUACCACUACCAGAGAGUGGAGACACCAGUGUUGCCUCCAGUCCUCGUGCCGCGGCACACCGAGAUCCUCACGGAGCUUCCGCCUCUCGACGACUAUACCCAUUCCAUUCCUGAAAACACUAACUUUCCAGCUGGAAUUGAACCACAGAGCAAUUACAUACCAGAAACACCACCUCCAGGAUACAUCAGUGAAGAUGGAGAAACGAGUGACCAGCAGUUGAACCAAAGCAUGGAUACAGGAUCUCCAGCAGAGCUGUCUCCUAGUACUCUUUCCCCAGUCAAUCAUAGCCUGGACCUGCAACCGGUUACUUAUUCAGAGCCUGCAUUUUGGUGUUCAAUAGCAUAUUAUGAACUGAACCAGAGAGUGGGAGAAACCUUCCAUGCCUCCCAGCCUUCCCUGACUGUAGAUGGCUUUACAGAUCCAUCAAAUUCAGAACGGUUUUGUUUAGGUCUGCUUUCCAAUGUAAACAGAAAUGCUACAGUGGAAAUGACCAGGAGACACAUAGGUAGGGGAGUACGUCUCUACUACAUUGGGGGAGAAGUUUUUGCUGAGUGCCUAAGCGAUAGCGCGAUCUUUGUGCAGAGCCCCAACUGUAAUCAAAGAUAUGGUUGGCAUCCUGCAACUGUCUGCAAAAUUCCACCAGGAUGCAAUCUAAAAAUCUUUAAUAACCAAGAAUUUGCUGCUCUUCUGGCUCAAUCUGUGAAUCAGGGUUUUGAAGCAGUUUAUCAGCUUACUAGAAUGUGCACCAUAAGAAUGAGUUUUGUUAAAGGUUGGGGAGCUGAAUACAGGAGGCAAACAGUAACAAGCACUCCUUGCUGGAUUGAACUUCAUCUGAAUGGACCUCUGCAGUGGCUGGACAAAGUAUUGACUCAGAUGGGCUCCCCUUCAGUACGCUGCUCCAGCAUGUCCUAAAACUCCUCCUUCCCUCACCACUGGGCUGAAAAUCAAGUCCAAUCAACAGACUUAAUAUAACAGCUCGUCUGUCGUAGUAUUUGUGUGUGGUCCCCAUGAACUGUUUACUAUCCAAAAGAAAAAAAAAAAUUAAAAAAAAAAAAAAAAUUAAAAAAAAAAAGUUUUUAGAAAAAAAAAAAAAAGAAAAAAGGAAAAAAAAAAAAAAAAAAAACCACUUGAGGUCUCAUCAAUUAAAGCACCUUGUGGAUUCUGUUUCCUAUACUCUUGAUACUAGAUGAAAAUUUAGUGUAUAGAAAUGCCUUCUUCAGAAAGAAGGGAAAAUUCUAAAGACUCUUAAUGGUGUUUUUAUUGGGUAUAUAAAUGAGUGUCCUAAUGGUUUAUCAAUAACAUGAAUAGCUAAGUAUAUGUACAAGUAAUGUAUCAUGAUCUCAAAUAUCACAGUAUUGUGCUGUUCUACAUUUUAGUUCCCAUAAAUAGUUGUUUGGGUUUUUUUUUUGAUUGGGGCAAAUCUCUCAUAAAAUUCCAAGACUCUUCUCCUUUAUUCUUUUAUAUUUUUUUUUAUAUAAGCUGGUUUUUUUGAGUUGUCCUAAGCAUAAAAAGCAGACUUAGCUUGUAGAAAAGCUUAAUUUUUUUGCUGCCUUCUUAAAGAAAAAAAAAUAAAUCCCUCCAUUGGAAGGGAAAGAAAUGUCUUGAGAUGCAUCUGUGAUAUCUUUAGACGCUUUAUAUGCUUAAUGGGGCCUAAAAUGAAUUCAUAUUAUAAAUUCUGAGUAUCCAUCACACUAUGAGUCUACUUUUCCCUACCCAUCCACACUGGUGCUUCUGUUUCCAGCAGUGAUGCUGGCACUGGUGUAACUGGGACUGUUUUGUACCCUGAAUCAUUUAAAUCAGUGUUUUUUUUUUCUUAUGAAUUGAGAAUUUACCAUAGCAUUAUAUACUGGAUUAAGUACACGAGGUUAUUGGCUCACCCCUUACAUCUGUAAUUUCCUUUAAUUUUUUUUCCAUGAAACAGAUGGUACUAAAAAUGAUAGGUUGGGUUUCUUGGGGUUUUUUUUUUUUUUGGAGCCAAACACCUUGAAAUUCUUUCCCAGGUAGACUUCUUCGUCUAGUUUUGAAAUAGAUGCAGCUUCUUAACAUAUUUCAGGAUCAAAAUUUAAAUUUCUGAUCCGAGUGGCUUUCUUACAGCUUCCUUCCAUACCAGAUCAUCAGCAUUCAUUAUGUCAUUAAAAAAAGGGCCUUGUUAUUAAAAGUAGUUGCUUCUGCAAAACCUCUAGGGUAGUGGUUGCUGAGGUAUGACCAGCAAAGAGGGGGGGGGGGAGACACACUUCUGAGUUCUUCAUGACAGUGCAUGUUAUUGUGAACCCUUGGACACUACAGCUGCACCAUAUAAAACAAACUAAACAAACAAAAAUUAUCCUGAAAUAUAUUCUACAAAUAAGCCUGGGGUUGGGGAAGGGUUGGGAAACUGUAUAGAAGGGUUAUUCUGACUUGGAAAAAAAAAAAAAAAAAAAAAAAAAAAAGAGAGAAAAAAAGAAAAAAACAAACCAACAUCUUACUAACAAUCUUGUGAUCUAGCUGUCUGUCAUUCUUUUGUUCUUGUGGCAGUAGCAGGAUUGCCUUUGUCUGUUUUUCCUGUUGUCUCAUCCAUUACACUAGCACUGUGCUUUGUAAGUGCAGCUCUAGUGAUAACUUAGCUUUGAGAACAAAACGAGAAAUAAAAACGUGGCCAGUGUUACAGCUUUUUAAUCAGUUGACUGAAAUCGGUGAUAGCAAUGGAUAUUUUUUUUGUGCCGUAACGACUUGGGCAUAGAAGCAAUACCAAAAAUCAAGCCUUGACAAAGCGGGCCAGACACCUUUAUAAAAACCAUUCAGAAAUUGGCAAAGCAGUUACCAGUUUGUGCUAGUUUUACCAGUAGACUAAUGUAUUGGUAGAACUUGUGAACCUAAGAAAUAAGCUUCAUGCGUGUUGCGUUUGCCUAAUAUGUGAAUACACUAAUAAAAGUUUUAAUUCUCA